AUGCGGAUACAUAGUAGAUCUUGUGAUAUACAAAUUCUAAUUUGGAAAGAUUGUGUUCUUCCUAAUUCUCGGGGAACUUCUUGUUCAUUUUGCAAUUUCUGUCAUGGGAGAAGUAGUUACACUUAUCACCUUCACAAGGCCCUUGUGGAUGCCAAUAUCACCACUUUCUUGGAUGAUGAAGAGAUUGCAACCGGGGAAGAUUUCAAACCAGAAUUGGAGAGUGCGAUUAAAGCUUCUAGGGCUUCUGUCAUCAUAUUGUCAAAAAAUUUUGCUACUUCAACAUGGUGCCUUGAUGAAUUGGUACUGAUCCUUGAGCAACGCAUGACAUGCAACCAUAUUGUUAUCCCUACCUUUUAUCAUGUCCAGCCUACCCAUGUCAGGAAGAAACACAGUAUCUUUGGAGAUGCAAUGGCUAAUUAUAAACAAAUGAUGGAGGCAGAGAAAAUGCAAAUAAAAGAAGUCAACAUGCUCUAA
Lactuca saligna is the source of this 474-nucleotide messenger RNA. NCBI's taxonomy places the organism in Eukaryota, Viridiplantae, Streptophyta, Magnoliopsida, Asterales, Asteraceae. The record is from the annotation of a GenBank genome assembly.